Platichthys flesus (European flounder) is the source of this 1850-nucleotide messenger RNA. RefSeq names its product chromosome 11 C1orf43 homolog (gene ltap1). Gene Ontology annotation, biological process: phagocytosis. The coding region runs from base 211 to 981 and encodes 256 amino acids. Lineage: Eukaryota; Metazoa; Chordata; Actinopteri; Pleuronectiformes; Pleuronectidae. The record is from RefSeq and is a predicted model, not a curated record. The transcript has 7 exons.
UGACUAACACGGAAGUCAACAAAGCGGCGACAUGUAGCGACAAACAGCACAAUUCUCUCUUUCUCUUAACUUCCUGUUGUUCUGCCUCUCGCUUGACGGCGGCUCCAUGUUUUUUUUAAAAGAAGCGACUUCCUAAAUGUGACUGUGUACUUUUUCCAUCCGACGUGUUGUUCGUACUUUGAACCGAUAUCUGUCUGGUGGGUUAGAAAAAUGAAAAAUGAUUCUCUGCUGUCCAGCGUCAAUGUGGUGCUUGUCAUGGCCUACGGGAGUCUGAUUUUUGUUUUGCUGUUCAUCUUUGUCAAAAGACAAAUUAUGCGGUUUGCCGUGAAGUCUCGGAGAGGACCACAUGUUCCCCUCGGCCAUAAUGCACCAAAGGAACUGAAACAAGAAAUUGAAGCCAAACUGUGUCAGGUUCAGAAAAUCCACUUUGAGCCUCGUCUGCUGUCUCCAGAUGACGACCGGAUAAAGCACAGAGCACAGAAUGGUACCUAUGACUACUUGUACAGGAUGAGAGCGCUGGAUGCCAUCAGGGACACUGAUUUACCUUUCCGCGACCUGGGUGGGACGUCCACCGCUGUGACGGGGAAGCGAUUUCGGACCUGGGCUCUGCAGCUACGCAAUAACCACUGCAUGUUCCGGGACAGCCAAAGCUCGCUCAUCGACGCGGUGCUGGAUGGAUACAAUAGAGCCAGACACGGGGCUGAGGUUUUUGGAGAGGCAGAGUUCUUAAAAUACCAAGAAGCUCUUACUGAACUGGCGUCUGCCGUGAAGUCUCACAGCAGCAGCAGCACUCCCAGCCAGCACCACCAGUCUGCAGCCAAAGACCUGACCAGCACCACGGAGCCGGCGAGCUCCGCCUCCUCCCCCACCCAGACCACCUACCUCAUCUCUACGAUGCAGCAGCGCAGCAAGAGGCCCAGACACUUCCUGGAGCUGAAGAACUUCAAAGACAACUACAACACUCUGGACAGUACGCUCUGAAAACCAACCGCUGAUGGCCGUCCAAAGGAAAAGGUCGAGGCAGUGUGGCCAGUGGUUCCAGCUGCUGUGGACUGGGAUGGGGUUACUGUCGCCGCAUCCUUUUCAAGUGAUGUAACAAAAACACAGCCUUCCUACAUUAACACAUAUGACCUGUUUUACUGCACAGUCCAUAUCAGACUACUGGCCUAGUGCUCUUUACCUAAGUGUAGCUUUAGCGUAUAUUCUGUAUUAUAUCAUGUGUCAGCGCUUUAUAUAUACGUACACAGAUACUGUGACUGUAACGAGCGUGGUUGACUGGACCAAAACAAAAAUGCAAAUAUGCAAUGGCGGAAGACAAUCAGUAUUUAUUGCACAAUGUAAAAGCCUAUGCAGGAUUGUUGAACCUAUCCCACUGUAUUUAAUCAUGCUGAUAGUUGCGGGUGCUACUGGUGUUAAUGGCUGCUUCACUUUACUGAGAAUCACACACUGAAUACGUUGUCUGUGUCUGUUUGUGUCUGUUUGUGUCUGUUUGUGUCUGUUUGUGUCUGUUUGCGUCUCUACUGUUAAUCUGCUGCUGUGAAUUCAGCCUCGUUUUAAGUGUCAAAUGUUUGUUUUUCCAAAAGCCAUACUUGAUUGGAUGAAUUUUGAUGAUUAAGUGCUCUUGUAACUUAAUAAUUUCCCUCAGUGCAAUGUUAUUUAACAGUAUUCCAGUAUGUCCAUGUCCUCUGACUAAGAGGUUCUGUCCCUGGGGUUGCUCUGACCUGGUUCUGCCUGUAAGGUGUUAAGGAUUCCCCCGGAGGAGUACUCGUGCCUGAAUGAUUUUUUUUAAUUUUUUUUUGUGGUAUUUACUUGAUAAGUUGCCAUCCAAAUAAAAAUUAACAUAAAGUUGA